Macadamia integrifolia is the source of this 6060-nucleotide messenger RNA. RefSeq names its product DDT domain-containing protein PTM-like. NCBI's taxonomy places the organism in Eukaryota, Viridiplantae, Streptophyta, Magnoliopsida, Proteales, Proteaceae. The transcript has 9 exons. The record is from RefSeq and is a predicted model, not a curated record. The coding region runs from base 208 to 5997 and encodes 1929 amino acids.
UUCAGGCGGUACGGGUUUCUUACUCUUAAUCAUGCACACCCCCUGACACCCCCAUCUCUCUCCCUUGUCAGAAUUUUCCUUCCAAAACUGUAACGGCAUAAUCCUCUCACAGAUUUCACUCCUCAUGUCAUAAGCGUUAUUUUGCAGAGGUGAAUCAGUUACCACUCUGUGUCAGAAGGAUCACGCUUUUGGAUCAUCACAUGAGGAAUGGAGUUCGUGGGUAGGACUUUGAAGAAACGAUUUCAAGGGUUUGGGACUUUCUCUGGUGUUGUGGAGUCAUAUGAUUCUGCUUCUGGGCUUUUCAGAAUUAUUUAUGAAGAUGGUGAUUCUGAGGAGUUAGAGCUUGGUGAGGUUGAUUUGAUUUUGAAGGGAAUCGAUGUCGAUGAAGCUGAUAAACCUGUAGAGAAGAGAAGACGUGGGCGGCCCAAGAAACGGCGUCGGAAAGAGGCUGGAGCUGUAGUUCGUGAAGGUUCAGGUAAUUCUGUUGAUAGUUUAGUGAAUGAUCGUUGUUCUAGGGAGGGUUCUGAAGAUAACGAGCGUGGGGGAUUUUCAGGAAUCUUAGAUAAGGAAUGUGGGUUGAGUGGGAAUUUGAAGGAGAGUGUCUCUGCCAACGGUAACCUAAGCGAGAGUGUUUCUGGUUACGGGGUUUUAAGGGAAAGUUUUAAUUCUGAUGGGUUGAAUCCAAAUGUUUCUUCUGAUGAAUUUUUGAAGAAAUUUUUUUAUUCUGAUGAGAAUUUAGAGGUAAAUGAUUCUGUUGGAUCUGGGAAAGGAACUCAGAAGGUAAGAUUUGCUUUUGAUUUGAAUAGUGUCUCUCUUGAAGAAACGGAGGUGGAGAAUAAUAUUUCUGAAGGUGAUUUGUUAAAUAGUACUUCUGUUGAGACAAUUGAAGAAAACCAGAGGAAGAAAUAUUUUGUUGACGGGAAUCCUAAAGAAAUGACUUCGCAUGGAAGUUUGAAGGACGAAGUUUGUGGAGCUACGGAAGAAACCCAAGUGAAUUAUAGUACUGGCCUUGCGGACCAAGUGAUGGGCAAUACCUGUUUAGGGAUGGAUGAUGGAGUUCAGAAGGAAGAUGCUGGUCUUGGUAGAGAACUGGAGAGGGAGGCUGUUCGAGGUUUAGAAUCCACCUCAGUAAAGGGCUGUACUUUUUCCAUGCUUCAAUUGGAGGAGGACAAUUCCCAUGCAGGUUCUGCAAACAAGGGGAGUGAAAAUGAUUUGGGAUGCCCAAAUAAGGAGGGACCUAGUCAGAAGAAAAGAAAAAGGCUUUCUGAAAAUUCAAAGUCUACUGCAGACACUCUGCUGAGAAGGAGUACCCGCAGAGCAAGAGCUUCUUUCGCUUCAACGAAUCAUGCCUUGAGCACGGAGGGGUUACAUGAAUUCAAUAUGCCUGCAGUUAAAAGUGUUUCAGAUGGGAAUCCUGUUAGCAUAGGCUGUAUUGGACUUGAGGAGCCAAGCCAUCUUCCUCCAAAGCUGGCGCUACCGCCUUCGUCCAAAAAUCUGAAUUUAGACGAGAUUCCUAUUCUUGAUCUUUUCUCCGUUUACUCCUGUUUGAGGUCAUUCAGUACUUCACUAUUUUUGAGUCCAUUUGACUUGGAAGCUUUUGUAGCAGCUGUAAAAUGCAAGUUUGCUAAUUCACUAAUUGAUUUUAUUCACUUUUCUAUCUUGCAAACUUUGAAAUUGCAUUUGGAGUUUCUUUCUAAGGAGGGACCUGAAUUGGCUUCAAAUUGCCUGAGGGUUCUUAACUGGGAGUUUCUGGACAUAAUUACAUGGCCUGUUUUUCUGGUUGAGUACCUACUAAUUCGUGAUUCUAGAUUAAAACCUGGUUUUGAUCUAUGUCAAUUGAAGCUUAUUGAUGGUGACUACUAUAAACAGCCCGCAGCUCUAAAGGUUGAGAUACUUCGGUGUUUAUGUGAUGAUGUCAUUGAGGUGGAAGCCAUAAGGUUGGAGCUUAAUAGAAGAAUGCUGUCAUCGGAGCUUGAUUUGGAUGUUGACAGGAAUAUAAGUUUUGAGGUUUACAAGAAGAAGAAGGACCCAGUUGAUGAUUUGGGUGGUUCUUGCUUGACUCAGGAGAUGGUGGUUAAUGAAACCAAUGACUGGAAUAGUGAUGAAUGUUGUCUGUGUAAGAUGGAUGGAAGCUUAAUAUGCUGUGAUGGUUGCCCUGCUGCUUAUCAUUCAAGAUGUGUAGGAAUUUUAAAGGAUCUUCUGCCAGAGGGUGAAUGGUACUGCCCUGAAUGUGUGGUAGGCAAACGGGAUCUCCAGAGAAAGUCACCAAGAUCUCUCCGUGGAGCGGAAAUUCUAGGAGUUGAUCCUUAUGGACGGGUAUAUUUUGGCAGCUGUGGCUACUUGUUGAUGUUUGAUUCAUGUGAUACAAACUGUUCAUACUAUUAUUACCACAAGAACGAUUUGGAUGCUGUUAUUGAAGUCCUCAAAUCAUCAGAAAGUCUUUAUGGUGAAAUAAUAAAAGCAAUCUCAAUGCAUUGGGACAUAUCCAUUAAUUCAGCUGGAGUUAAAGACCACCCGGGCCUCCAGUCUCUUGCUGCAUGUACUGAUGCGGAAAUGGAGCCUCGAGUCUCUGCCCUCCAUUUGUCCUCAACAAUGCCAGUUUCAGAGAUGGAAGAAACUAAGAAAGAGGCUAUUGAUGAAAGGAAGCCAAAUGAAAAUGGUGUUACAACUGAUGGCUUUCAUCAGCACGUUUCGGAGUCUGUUAGCCCUUUUGAUUCAGUAACCACGAACCAGUUUAUAGAGAUGACAAGUCCAUUUGCAAGGUCUGAGGGCUCUUCAGAUAUUUCGAAUGCUGCUGCAGGCAUUCAGGUGUCUCAAAAACCUGAAGUAGAUUUCUCUGAUAAAUCUGCUUCAACCAAACAGGAGAGUAAUUCUGAAUCUACGUUUCCUGAAGGGACGUUAGCUCAAAUGCAGUUUGAACCUGGUUGUUAUGUUAACUAUUACUAUUUUGCUCAGAUAGCAGCAUCUGUUGCUGAAGAGCUAAUGUGUAAAUCACAUGACAACAUAAAUGAUGAUGCCAAAAGAUCCACUGAGGAAAUAAUUUCAGCCCAGUUAAAGAUCAUUUGUAAAAAGUCAUCAAGAUUUUGUUGGUCAAACAUGGAGCGGUUAUAUUCAAAUGGACAGAAAGAAAGUUGUGGUUGGUGCUUCUCUUGCAAAAGUCUAUCUGAAAGUGGGAGAUGCUUGUUUAACAUGAGUUCUCAUGAUAGUCGUAAAAGUGAGGCAAUUGGUCUUUGUUCUAAGAUAAACCAGAAAAGCCAUCUUAUUGAUGUCAUUUGUCAAAUUCUCUUCAUUGAAGAACGCUUGCGCGGGCUUCUAUCAGGUCCGUGGCAGAAUCCCCAUCAUAUUAAUCUAUGGCGUAAAAGUGUUCUUAAAGCAUCUAAUGUUGCAGCAGUGAAAUGUCAGCUUCUCAAUCUUGAGUCAAAUUUGCGGCGGAUUGCACUAUCAGGAGAGUGGUUGAAACAGGUGGAUUCUGUUGUUCCAAUGGGUUCAGCUUCACAUGUAUUGGCAACUGCAGUAAAUGUUUCCUCUAAGCAUGGGAUCAGAGGAAAACGAGCCAGAUUUUUGGAUGCUGGUUCCAUCUCUUAUUCAAUUGCUGCUGCCAAAUCAGGUAUCUUCUGGUGGAGGGGUGGAAAGCUGUCACGCCAAGUUUUCCAUUGGAAGGUCUUGCCUCACUCCUUAGCUUCCAAGGGAGGCCGACAAGCUGGCUAUAAGAAGAUACUGGGAAUAUAUUAUGCUGAUGGUACAGAGUUAGCUAAGCGAAGUAGAUACAUUGCUUGGCGAGCUGCUCUGGAGAUGUCAACAAGUGUCCCACAGCUUGCUUUACUGGUUAGAGAGCUUGAUUCAUAUAUUAGAUGGGAUGAGCUUGAGAACAAUCAAGUUCUUUCUCUCUUAUCAAAGGAAUCUGGAAAAUUAAUGAGGUCAUUCAAGAAGGUGACUGUACGCAGGAAGUGCGUGGAAGCAUCACAGGUGAAGUAUCUUCUAGAUUUUGGCAAGAGAAGAACUAUUCCUGAAUCUGUCAUUAAACAUGGAACCAUGCUUGAAAUAUCCUCAAGUGAGAGGAAGAAAUAUUGGCUGGAUGAGUGUCAUGUUCCUUUAAAUCUCUUGAGAGCUUUUGAAGAAAGAAAACUAGCUCGCAUGGCCAAUAAGAAGAGUCCAGAAAAGCUUCCUGGUGAGGGUGGCAGACCAAUGAAACCCUCCAAGAAAAGGGGACUCUCAUACCUUCUAUCAAAAGGCGAAAUUCCUGAGAACUACCAGUGUGGACAUUGUAACAAAGACCUUCCAGUGGGGGAAGCUGUAAAUUGCCAAUUCUGCAAUGGAUUUUUCCAUAAAAGACAUGUCAGGAAGUCUGAUGGGGCCAUUACUGCCAACUGCAUGUAUACAUGCCACAAAUGUCAGGAUGUGGAAGUGAAACACACAAAAGUGAAAAUGGCGAAGGGAAAAAAGAAACCACAAAAGAGUAAAAAGGCCCCCAAACAUGGACCACCGGAACAGUCACCAGGCAGUAAGAAAGCCACCACAGAGGGAAGGUUGCUACGACCACGAAAUGGUAGUAAAGCUACCACAGAUGCAAGGUCUGUACAAUCCCAAAACAGUAAAAAAGUCUCCAAAGAUGGAUCUUCUGUAGAUUCAUGGAAUUCUAAAAAAGCCUUGACAGAUAGACGUCCAGUGCAGUCAGGGAAAAGCAAAAAGGUCUUGAGAGUUGGACGACCAAAACGUGCUGUCAAGAAAGUGAAAUAUGCAUCGUUGCAAAGUAAAAGGCUUGGUGUACGCAAGAAAGGGAAACGAGCCCAAUCUAAAAUUGGAAUAUCCAAUAAAUCUGUGAUAGGCAUUUCUUGGCACAAGAGAAAGAGAACACAGGUUUAUCAUGCUUACUGGCUAAAUGGUCUUCGGUUAUCUCGUAAAGUGAAUGACAAACGUGUAAUUCCUUUUAAAGAAAGGAAACUUAUUCUUCCAUCCAAAAACUCAAGUGCUGCCAAUAUGCAAUACAAAUGCUGUCUUUGUAAUGGAGGAAGCUAUGCAUCCACAAUAAUCUAUAUUGGUUGUGAAAGCUGUGAAGAUUGGUUUCAUGGAGAUGCCUUUGGUCUUACCGAGGAAAAACUUGGAAGUAUACUUGGAUUUAAGUGUCACAAAUGCCGUCAGAGAAAUCCACCUCUCUGCCCACAUCUGCAAGAUACAAUCGUUCAACUGCAUGAUGUUAAAAAAGAUGCAGAGAUGCAAUAUAAUAAGGAUCUAUCUGAUGUUGGCCUUUUUCUGAUUGGGCGAGAUGACAAAGUGAAACCACCACCUGGAAAUUCUCCAUGUUUCUUAGAUAUGCAUGCAUCUACACAUGAGCUGAAAGCAGAUGCAAUUGCAGAUUCUGAUCAGAUUAUUGGGGUGGAUUGUUUGAUGGAAUCAAAAGAAGUGCAUGCAUUUUCCAGUAAUGACUGGAAAGAAGAGACAAUUCCAGAUUUUAAUGAUAUGGAGCAGAAAACAGAUCCAGAUUCUAAUCAUACUCUUUUGUUGGAGUGUAAAACUGAAUCAGAAAAGACAAAUAUUUUUUCUGAUGAAUUGCUUGUUAGAGAAGGCCAUCCAUCUAGCAGAUUUGGUGAGAAUUUAAUAGAAACAGAGGUGGGUUCAUUAAGAAAUAAUAAAGUUGAAACAGUUUUGGUGGAGAUGACAGCCAGCUCAGAGAUGAUGCUGGUGGAUGGAAUACUUGGUGAUUACGGUGAGUUGCCCAAGCAGAAAGUGGAUGCUGUUUCAGAUUCUAAUCAGACUCUCUUAUUGGAUUGUGAAAUUGAAUCAGAAAAGCAACAUAUCGUUUCUGGUGAAUUGCUUGUUGGAGAAGGUUAUGCAUCUUGCAAAUCUGAUGAAAAUGUAAUAGCAACAGCAGUGGCAUCUUCAGGAAAUAAUGAGGUGGAAGAUGUUUCAGAAGACUCAGAAAAAGUGCUGGUUGCUAGAACAUUUGAUGACUCCAAAGAGUUGCAUAACAAAACAGUUCUGUCAUCAAUUGACCAUUAGAUACCAGGGAAAGCAUAGUGUAAAUUGAUUUUUUUUUUCUAAAUAUUUAACAAUUUAUCCUGC